Molecule: messenger RNA, 4531 nt
Organism: Salvia splendens (bonfire salvia)
Lineage: Eukaryota; Viridiplantae; Streptophyta; Magnoliopsida; Lamiales; Lamiaceae
Exons: 14
Coding region: 2000-4375 (791 amino acids)
Source: RefSeq, a predicted model, not a curated record
AGGGGGAAAACCAAUCGUCAGGGGGGAACCACCGACAUACUUACCCACAGGUUCAUCAUACCAUUAAAAAAAAAGAACACUCUCUCUCUCAGCGGGACGGUAAUUGCUGGCCGCUGCUUUCUUCCGGGAUUACUAUCGAUUCCUUUCAUCCGGCAGCCCUUUAUCUCUUUGUAACCACUCCUCUCUCUUGGAUUUAGAAUUAAUUCUCUGACUCUCUGUAAACACUCAUGCGCACAAUAGGUCAUACAUUUAGAAUAAGAAGUAGAAAUUGAUUUGGUGUUCCUCCUUAUACAUUCACGUAUGUGUGUGUGUGUGUGUGCGCUUGUAGAUAGAAUGAAGUUGAAAGCGUAUUUCUCUUUCCAAAUGCACAGUUUUUCACAUUCAAAUUUAUAUUAUGAGAUAUUGAUUUAGAGAAGUUUAUAGCUGGGGUUAUGUGUGAUUUUUUUAAUACAUGAGGAAUAAUUGUAGAUAUUUUUUACGAGACAUACAGACACAUAUAUGCAUGUAGUUUGGGAAGCUACUGAUCAGUACAUACGCAUAUGUAUAUAUGUAUAUAUUAAAUUGUUGCUAUGGAAGUAAUUCAUAGAAAUUAGGCGUGCAUAUAUACAUGUGUAUUGGUGUUUGUGUACAUUUAGGGGAAAAUAGUAGUUAGUCAAGAUUUAUCUCUUAAUAUUUAAUUAUGAUAUUGUGAUAUUGAGUAAAGUGAAUCACCAUAUUUUGAGGUACUGCAUCCUUAUUAAAUGUUUUAAUUCUCUCAUUGAACUUGUGUACUUAAAUGUGCUUGAGAAUUUUGUAAAUGCUGAUUUGAGUGAGAUGGCAUAAUAUUAGAAUUUUAAAAUAUGAUGUCUCUCUCUAUAUGGACUAUAUGGGUUGACGGAUGAUUGCCUCAUACGGGCUAUAUGCGCCCGCUAUCGGGCUAUAUGAUUUGAGAAGAUGUUGCGAUCCUUGCCCUAUACGGGCUAUAUGCUCCCACUACUGGGCUAUAUGGCGUGAUGCGACGAAUCCUUCGCCCUAUACGGGCUAUAUGUGCCUGCCAUCAGGCUAUACGGUUUUGACAGAGUCCUAGGAGCGCCGCAUCCUCACUAGCGCAUCUUUUGAUCUAGGGAAUCGACGGAUUGGAUUGUGUGACUAAAUUUUCAUCCGCGUUGCAUUAUAGAAGUAUGGCGUAAUGCAGUACAGGGGUAAUUUGGCCAUUUGACAGAAGUUGAACCGCCAAAUCUUGGAAACUGCUAAUUUUACGGGAUUUCGAACGCAACAAUUCUCCUUCUUUCAUCAUUCAUUAAUCCCACAACCCUUACAUCUACUCCCACUCUCUCCACUACGAAAACCCUAUAUUUCAACAUCCCCAGCGCCGCUUUUGGAGAUUUUUGAUUUUCUCGACCAAAUUUUCCGAGGGAAUUAGCUUUCAACGCUGAAAUCGAAUCGGAAACCCCGACUACUUUCCAAUAGAUCGAAAAUGCCGAAGAGGGGUCGUCCGCUAUCGCAAGUAACAGAGGCUGCAGAAAAACGAGUAAGAUCGGAACUCGAUGAUGCAGUCGAUGAUUUGAUUCCGGUAGCUUUGGCACAGAAAUUGAGGGAUUGGUUGGCAGCGGCUGCCCCUAGUACCUCAGUAGCUGAUGUUUAACAGAAGCAAGUUAAGGGAAGAAAGACUGACCGACUUUACUGCAGACGAACACCAUCGGAGUUUUUGAAUUGCUUGAAGCAAUUAAAUCCGAGGCAGAGAAGGGCUGUGACAGAAAUAGGUUUCGGUGCAGUACUCUGUUUCGACAUUAAAGAAAUACCCAGCUUUCUUGCGUUUUGGGUGUUGAAUGCCCUCAACCUCGCCCGCUGCCAAAUACAGCUUCCUGGUGGUGAAGCACUCACUUUGGACGAAGAGGACGUCCACUUGACAUUGGGAUUUCCAAGGGGCCCUACACAGAUAUCGAGACCGGACGUCCCUCAGACAAAUUUUGUCUAUAACGACUUGGUAGCUGAAAGGUGUCAAAAGGGACGGUUUAAGAUGUCCCCGAACGACAUCUCAGAGUUAAUGAUGGCUGACACUGGGGGGGUGAAGAUUUCAAGAAGCUCUUCACUGGAGAAUGCGUUAAUCGAGACACCUAGUGAUGGGCAUUGCAAGCCAAAAAUUCUACACUUCAUCGAGGAUGUCCAAGAUAUUAAAAAUUUGAAUUGGUGUGGGUAUGUGCUCUCCGUCCUAGAGGCAACGUUUCCAAGCUACGCAAAAGGACAAAGUGCUUUGUUCAAUGGACCAAUACAUUUCUUAGUGUGCGCCUACGUCGACCGCGUAGUAGAUAUUCGGAGACGGGUCAUCCGCGCAUGGCCAACGAUAAAGGGUUGGACCCUCGAGUCUCUUAAACAGCGCGAGGAUUUGGAAAGGGACCAAUUUGGGACUGGGCGGUUAGAGUCGAGACUAGACAAAGACAGAUGGCUGGCCGAGCAUGAUAUUACAAGGCGAACCGGAGUGGCUGGGGGUGAUUCCUCCACUACAAGCACCCACAGAGCGAAGAGGCUACGAGACAAAUUUAUUGCUUCUAGCUCUGUGUUGGCCAAUGCCAUCUCAAUUUGGCUUGACGAUUACAAAAGCAUACCCGAGGAGCUACUGGAAGACGACUGCUUCCGUGUGGGGAGCCAGAUUGGACGUAAGCUUCUGGGAAUUACAGAACAGGAGCUUCAAGGGGAUGACGAGAUCACAACACGACUGACACAGGCUAGGCUGGAUGAGGAGGAGUACAGUCAGGAUUGGAUUGAUGAAAUGGAAAAGAUGAUGGCAGCUUAUGACAAAAAAAAGUCAAUCGCAACUGGAUUCACCCGGCCAUCAUUUGUGUUAGACGGUUUUGAUUGCCCAGACCCAUUUGCCACACAGCCUUCCCCACGAGCAGGACAGAGCUCCAGAAAUGCUGAACCACUCCACACCGAUGCAAGAGCAGAUUGUGCACCGGUUGUGCGUCAGCCAGAAGAAGCAGUGGAUCAUGCAGGGUCGGCAAUGCCUGAUAUAGCCUCCGAUGUUGGCGUACCUGAUGUCCCAACUGAAGCGCAUAUUUCGGUUCCAGGAUCUGGGCUGGUGGUGGCUGGUGGCGUACGUGGAGAGGCUACGGUGGGUUCGUCGGGUGAGGAAACUAUAGGAGUAAGAGAAGGGGGUAAGGAGGUGGUGAUAACAACAAAACCAAAGAGUGUUAAGGGAAAGGCAGCGAACAAAGCAGGCAUGACAAAGGAAAUGGCUCUGAAACGUGGGCAGGAGAAACAGCCUGCCGUGACAAAGAGACCUCCCCUGUCCAAGGAGAAGGGGCUAGUGAUUGCGGAUGCUGGGACGGGUGGAAUUGGUGACGACCUGCCAUUAAAAACUGCGAGUGUUCUUGGUAAAGGAAAGGAGAAGGUGAACAAGGCUAACGAGGCUGUCCGAUCGGUGGCUUCAACCGUUGAAACGGCACGUGUAAGGAGAGCUAGUCCGGCUUUGCGCUCUCCUUUCAAUGAGCGAGCUGUAAGGCUUACAGCCAAGGCUAACAGUAACGAUAAGGAGCUAUAUUAUUGGGUGCUUAGCACAGCGGAGACGCACGAAUCAAUCAGGGAUGCAAUUGUGUACGAAGACUCCUACAAACGAACUGUCCAGUCUGCGUUCCUUUCAUUGGCACCAUUUAAACAUGUCAGCCCGGUCAUUGUGGACACUUGGUGCUCAUACUUGAAUAAUAUGGAGAAGCUGAAGGCGCCAGAUACAGUGUCCAGACUCUUCUUUUCCACACGACCAUGCGCACAAUCAUUGAUAGACAUCCUUGAAGGGUGGGAUGAAGAAAGACGAUUUACCGAUUUUUGGACCAUUCUUUUUGAGGAAGCCCUUGGAGCCGGAUACAGCAACUGGGAGAAACACGAGCUGUUCUUCUUCCCAAUUUGGGGGGAGAAACAACAAUAUGUGGUCUGCUUUGAUGUGCCGGAUAGCAAGAUGAAUAUUAUUGACCACACCCUGGCUGAGCAGCACGCAUCGUUCGCCGAAAAAUAUGGGACCACGCCAUCUAUGCUGUGGAAAUUCCUGGCUGACGCAAUUGAUAAGUGCAAAGACUCAAGAAUGGCUGAUUUGAUACGAGGCUGCACUACACAUGUAGUUGCAAUGCCGUGGCGGAACAACCUGUCCAUAAUGGAGGAUGGUAUGUACGUAAUGCGCCACUUGGAGACGUACUUUGGAGAGAAGGAUAAAGAUUGGGAUUGCGGGCUGACCGCAAAGGGAAGCAAAAGUCUUGAAAUGUUUCGAAUCAAAUUUGCAAGGGUGCUACUGACUUCUCCCUACAAUGUCCGCGGUGCCGCAAACCAAAAACAGGCAACCAAGUUCUGGAGAGAUAAACCUAAAAAUUUCAACUUCGAAAAGUGGGUAGAAAAUUAUGGGUUGUAGGGCGUGAUUAUUUCUAGUAUUUGUUGGAAGAAUUUGCACUUUAUUUCCUUUUUGCAAGCUUGAAUACACUGAACAAUGUUUUUUAAAAUAGCAUUUUUUGAUUUCUAUCAUGUGAACACUCUGGCGACCAUUAAUGGAUGUAUUAUGUUAUUUGCU